Plectropomus leopardus (leopard coralgrouper) is the source of this 1623-nucleotide messenger RNA. It is a transcript of the gene tyr, whose product is annotated as tyrosinase. Lineage: Eukaryota; Metazoa; Chordata; Actinopteri; Perciformes; Serranidae. The record is from RefSeq and is a predicted model, not a curated record. Gene Ontology annotation, biological process: melanin biosynthetic process; pigmentation. Gene Ontology annotation, molecular function: tyrosinase activity.
AUGAGGAGCUUGUACAUAUCUGUAGUUCUGCUGCAGCUCAUUGGGACUUGUUUAUGCCAAUUCCCUCGCCCAUGUGCCAACUCAGAGGGACUACGGACCAAAGAGUGUUGCCCAGUGUGGGAUGGUGAUGGCUCAGCUUGUGGCGCCCUGUCAGGCCGUGGUUUUUGCACUGAGGUGGAGGUCUCAGAGGAGCCCCAUGGGCCCCAGUACCCGCACAGUGGGAUUGAUGACAGAGAGCGCUGGCCUUUAGCUUUCUUCAACCGGACGUGUCGCUGUGCUGGAAACUACGGAGGUUUUAACUGUGGAGAGUGCAGGUUUGGUUACUGGGGUUCAAACUGUGCUGAGUACAGGGAGUCAGUGCGCAGGAACAUCCUGACCAUGUCCUCUGCUGAGCAACAGAAGUUUGUCUCUUAUCUGAACCUGGCAAAGAACACCAUCAGCCGUGACUAUGUGAUCUCCACAGCAACAAGAGCAGAGAUGGGUGAAAAUGGCGAGAACCCCAUGUUCUCUGACAUCAACACCUAUGACCUGUUUGUCUGGAUGCACUACUAUGUGUCCAGGGACGCUUUCCUGGGAGGGCCAGGGAACGUUUGGAGAGACAUCGACUUUGCACAUGAGUCUUCAGCAUUUCUGCCGUGGCACCGAGUCUACCUACUUCACUGGGAGAAUGAGAUAAGAAAGCUGACAGGAGAUUUUAACUUCACCAUCCCAUACUGGGACUGGAGGGAUGCCCAGACCUGUGAGGUGUGCACAGAUGCUCUGAUGGGCGGACGCAGCCCCCUCAAUCCUAACCUCAUCAGCCCUGCUUCAGUCUUCUCCUCAUGGAAGGUGAUCUGCACACAGCCAGAGGAGUACAACAACCGAGAAGCUUUGUGUAAUGCCACUGGGGAGGGUCCACUGUUGCGCAACCCCGGGAACCAUGAUCCAAACCGCGUGACAAGACUCCCCACAACAGCUGAUGUGGAAUUUGCUGUGAGCCUGCCCGAGUACGAGACAGAUCCCAUGGACCGAUUUGCCAAUAUGAGCUUUAGAAACGUCAUAGAGGGUUUUGCCAGUCCAACGACAGGUAUGGCAGUGCCAGGCCAGAGCACCAUGCAUAAUGCCUUGCAUGUCUUCAUGAACGGCUCCAUGUCAUCAGUGCAGGGCUCAGCCAACGACCCCAUAUUCCUGCUGCACCACGCUUUCAUCGACAGCAUCUUUGAGCGCUGGCUCAGAACCAACCAGCCUCUGCGGACCCACUACCCACGUGCCAAUGCUCCCAUUGGUCACAAUGAUGGUUACUACAUGGUGCCCUUCCUGCCUCUCUACAGAAACGGAGACUACUUCCUUACCAACAAAGCUCUGGGAUUUGAGUAUGCCUACCUGUUGGACCCUGGUCAAAGGUUUGUUCAGGAGUUCCUGACCCCCUACCUCCAGCAGGCCCAGGAGAUCUGGCAAUGGCUUCUGGGAGCUGGAAUCCUUGGGGCGUUGAUCACUGCAGUCGUCGCUGCACUGCUUAUUGUUGCAAGACGGAAGUGGAAGCGUAAUCAGAGGAGGAAGAGGGCACAGAGCUACGGAGAGAGACAGCCAUUACUGCAAAGCAGCUCGGAGGAAGGUUCAUCUUCAUAUCAGACCACCAUGUAA